CGCGCGGCCCAGGAGCGCCAGGCGCUGACGGCAGGAGACGUCCCCUUCGGGCUCGCUCGCCCGCCGGCCCACGCUCCAAGGGAAGCCGGUCCCGGAGCCACCCUUCGCCUCGGCCGCGGCGACCGCCUCUGUCGUCAUCGGUGGACGCCCCCGGCGCCCCUUUCGGCGCCUGCGCGAUCCCGGAGGCUUCUGGGUAGCGGCUCAGCCCCGCCCCCGGCGCCGGGCCUUCCUUUUCCUUCUCCACGCCGCCGAGGUCGCACGCGUGCGCCUGUCCCCUGCCGCCGCCGAGAUGCGCUACGUCGCUUCCUAUCUGCUGGCUGCCCUCGGGGGCAACUCCUCCCCCAGUGCCAAGGACAUCAAGAAGAUCCUGGACAGCGUGGGCAUCGAGGCGGACGAUGAGCGGCUCAACAAGGUCAUCAGUGAGCUGAACGGAAAAAACAUUGAAGACGUUAUUGCCCAGGGUAUUGGCAAGCUUGCCAGUGUGCCCGCUGGUGGGGCUGUGGCCGUCUCUGCUGCCCCUGGCUCUGCAGCUCCUGCUGCUGGUUCCGCUCCCCCUGCAGUAGAGGAGAAGAAAGCUGAGAAGAAGGAGGAGUCCGAAGAGUCUGACGACGAUAUGGGAUUUGGCCUAUUUGAUUAAACUCCUGCUUCCCUUCAAAUAAAGUCUUUUUAUGUGUUUCUUGAA
Messenger RNA from Cynocephalus volans (Philippine flying lemur), 682 nucleotides. RefSeq names its product ribosomal protein lateral stalk subunit P2 (gene RPLP2). NCBI's taxonomy places the organism in Eukaryota, Metazoa, Chordata, Mammalia, Dermoptera, Cynocephalidae. The record is from RefSeq and is a predicted model, not a curated record. Gene Ontology annotation, biological process: cytoplasmic translational elongation. Gene Ontology annotation, cellular component: cytosolic large ribosomal subunit; ribosome. The coding region runs from base 290 to 637 and encodes 115 amino acids. The transcript has 5 exons. Gene Ontology annotation, molecular function: structural constituent of ribosome.